This is a messenger RNA of Hyla sarda, 364 nucleotides long. It is a transcript of the gene ZNHIT1, whose product is annotated as zinc finger HIT-type containing 1. Gene Ontology annotation, molecular function: nucleosome binding. Gene Ontology annotation, cellular component: Swr1 complex. Lineage: Eukaryota; Metazoa; Chordata; Amphibia; Anura; Hylidae. The record is from RefSeq and is a predicted model, not a curated record. Gene Ontology annotation, biological process: chromatin remodeling.
AUGACCGGUUGUGGAAAGAAAAAGAAGAAAACACGAGGAGAUCACUUCAAACUGAGAUUCCGCAAGAACUUUCAGGCUCUUCUAGAAGAACAGAACCUGAGCUCCAGUGAGGGCCCCAAUUACCUGACGGCCUGUGCGCCCCCCUCCAGUUUCCCCCAGCGUCAUUUCUGCUCUGUUUGCGGGUUCCCUUCUAACUAUUGCUGCGUGUCGUGCGGGGCGCGGUACUGCUGUGUGAAGUGCCUGGGGACGCACCAGGAGACCAGGUGUCUGAAGUGGACAGUGUGAUGGUCUGCAGGGCGGUGUGAUGGUCUGCAGGGCGGUGUGAUGAUUUUUUUAUUGUUAAAUAAACGUUCUGUAUAUACUG